Molecule: messenger RNA, 2845 nt
Organism: Hippocampus comes (tiger tail seahorse)
Lineage: Eukaryota; Metazoa; Chordata; Actinopteri; Syngnathiformes; Syngnathidae
Gene: fbxo21
Product: F-box protein 21
Exons: 12
Coding region: 29-1930 (633 amino acids)
Molecular function (GO): DNA binding; protein binding
Source: RefSeq, a predicted model, not a curated record
UUUGAGGUAAUCGGGGUAAACAGAAAAGAUGGCGGCGUCUGUCGCCGGAGAGAGUCUGUCCAGCCCGACCGGGACCAGGACCGCCAGCGGCAGUGAUGCCGGGGGCGCAAAUCGCGACCGCCGCGGCGACAAGUUAACCGAUUUGCCCACCGAGUUGUUGGAACACAUUUUGUGCUUGCCGGUGCUCGAACACAUCGACAUUUGUAAUGUGUCCUGCUGCUGCCUGCGCCUGCGCGACGUUUGCCACGGCCGAGGGAAGGUGUGGGGGCACCAGUACAAACUCAGAUGGCCGCGACUGCAGAGGUUUUACCCGCAGAAUGAGAGCUGCGACUGGCUGCGCGAGUACAAAACGCGCCAUCGGGUGGGCAUCCAGAUCCGGAGGACGGUGGGGUCCAUCUCCAAGCGCUUCUUCAUGGAAGUGCCAUGCAUCGGCCAAGUGCUGGGCGACACCUUCGCCGAGAUCGAGUCGCUGGGGAUGCCCGAACAUUUCUGCGAGGACGAGCUGCUCUUUAUCCUUCAAGCCGAAAAAAGGAAAAGCCUGACGUUGAAGUACUAUGCAAAGAAGAUCCUUUACUUCCUGAGACAGCAGAACAUCCUGCGCGCGCUCAAGAGCUUCCUCGAGCAGCCGCCCGAGCAGCAGUCGGCGCUCGCAGGUGCCGUCCUGGUAGACCGGUACUGCAAUCCGCUGGCCGACGUCACGCUGGACGGGAUAUCGGCGCAGCUGGACGACAUCGCGGAGAAGGUCAAGAAGACGCUGCGGGUGAAGAAUCCAUCCCACCCCAGCCUUCGCGUGGCUCCAGGGGGCGAGCGACUUCCAUUGGAGGACUUGGAGCUCCAGCGGCAGGUCGUCUGCGCCCUCAACGCCGUCUUGUACGACCAGCUGCAGUACAAGGGUGACCAAUUGGACUACUAUAACCCGCUCAACUCCUACAUCCACCAGGUGCUGCUCCGCCGCAAGGGCAUCCCCAUAAGCCUCUCGGUGGUCUACAUGACGCUGGCCCAGAGGUUGGGCGUCAAGCUGGAGCCGGUCAACUUCCCCAGCCACUUCCUGCUGCGCUGGUGCCAAAACGAACGCGGGAGCGACGACAUCUACGACUACGUGUACAUCGACGCCUUCGGAAAAGGCAAGCAGAUGACGGCCAAAGAGUGCGAGUACCUCAUCGGGCACCAGGCCAGCGCCGACUACUACGGCGGCAUCGGCACCACCGACGUGUUGCUCAGGAUGGUGGGGAACCUGCUCAACAUCGGGAAACGGGGGGAAAGUAACGAGAAGUCGUACCAGCUCCUGAGGGACACGCUGGACCUCUUCCUCACCAUCAACCCCGACAACGUUCCCUACCUUCUGCUGCAGGCCAGGCUCUACUUCCACCUCGGCAUCUGGCCCGAAAAGGUUCUGGACAUCCUGCAGCACAUUCAGGCGCUGGACCCGUCCCAGCACGGCGCGGUGGGUUACCUGGUGCAGCACACGCUGGAGCACAUCCAGCACAAGAAGCAUCCCGCCGCGCCCGAGGUGAAGCGGCGCGGGGCGGCCGACCACCGGGACGUCCGCUACUCCGUCGGUCUAGUCAUGAAACACAAGAGGUCGGGUUAUAACUGCGUCAUCUACGGCUGGGACCCCAAGUGCACCAUGAGCCAGGAGUGGAUCACCACCAUGAGGGUCCACCAGCUGCCCGACGGCGCCGAGCAGCCCUUCUACAACGUCCUGGUGCAGGACGGCACCUGCCGAUACGCCGCGCAAGAGAACCUGGAGCCCCACUCAGCCCCCCUGGAGAUCGGGCACCCCGAGGUGGGCCGCUACUUCUGCGAGUUCGCCCACACGCACUACGUGGCCAACGACGAGCUGCGAACGCGCUACCCUGAUGACUCGGACCAGAUGGAGGAGACGGCGCGCCACCUCUACCCGCACGCGCGCCCGCCCACGCCCAUGUAGCCGCAACGUUUGCCGUUGCGCCGCGUCCCAACGUGGAGAUGGGAAAGCUUGCCGGCCACUUUAUAAGGUACACCCGCACUGGCUCGUGACGUCCUCCACGUAAAGUCUCUCUUUUGUUUGAAGGGACUCGUUUAAUCAUGAGGUUGUUUUGGUCACCGUGAGAGCCGCUUUGAAUAUUUCGACCGGCUCGUGUAGAGAAAUAAAGCAGCCAAAAUAUUAUUUAUGAUGUUCAACAAUCAGGAUUACAGUCGUUCUUAAAAAAGAAAUCCAACCACAUUUUAAAUUAUGCUUAUUAUGAUCCUUAAGAUCACAUUUACUAUUAAUGUCAAAAAAAAAAAAUCAUGAUCUUAAUUGUGAUCCUGGAGUGAAAUUCAAUGAUUAGUUAUAUUAAUAAAAAAAUUAGAAAACAGGUGGUCAUACUGCCAAACUUAAAAUGUAUAUGCUCAAGUGUAGAAAUAAAUUGGUUAUUCUUUAUUAUUUCAGUAGUGAUCCUGAAGAGAAUUUCACCGAUUAUCAUGACUAAUAAAUGUUUUUAAAAAAAUAAAAUAAAUACAAGCAGUCAUGAAGGAAAUUCCAGAGUUAAUUGUAUACAUUUGAAACAGUAUAUAAAUAAUUGUAUAUCUUUUUAAUUAUUUGCGUUGUAAUUUCUGGAGGGAAAUUCUAGGAUUAGAAUAAGUAUAAUGAUUUUUUAAAAAACAUCGAAUUAAAAACAUUUGUCAUUAUAUUGACGAUGAUCUAUUAGAAUGUGAAUUCAAGGAUGAUAAGUACAACCAAUAUAUGUAUGUGUGUGUGUGUGUAUAUGAGAGUAUACACACACACACAUAUAUACAUGCGCACACUGAAAAAUAACUUUGCAGCUACAAACGUCCUUAGUACAUUCAACAAUAAAUUAACAUCUGUGGCUUUUUUUAUUUA